AUGGAUGGUUUAAAGCAGAAGCCUGUUGAGAUAAAGGUGUUUGUGUCAGAAGAUGCCAAUGAAGUUAUCUUGUCGCCUCUAAUAUUCGACAUUGCGUCGAUAGAAGCGAUCAGGAAAAUUGGUAUCACUGGUACUCUGUCAGGUACUUUGCCUCUGGCGACGCAACAGAAUUUGUUUCUAUCGGUUCCUUUAAAAUUAAUGGUAGAAGAAGCUAUAUGGUUGUAUAUAAAUGGGUGUGCUAAGUUCAGUGUAAUGAAUGGACCGAUCUCAUCAAGGUUUAGUGAAUUGUUAGAUUCGCAAAGUGAACAGUUGGAGCAAGAAUCGAAACUACGUUUGCAGAAAUCUUUUGAGUUACAAAAGAAAUAUAAGCAAGAGCAACAUAUUUUAAAAAUGAAAAAACUGGGGAUAGAGUCGAGAAUUGACAAAGGUGCAUCGGAAUCAAAUGCAUUGAUAGAAUCAUCCUUGUUCGUACGAACAUCAGAUACCUCUGACCUUAUGAACCAUUUUAGUAACCAGCAAAUAAGCGGUAAAAUCAUAAAUUACCUUGUUGCUAAUUACAGUUCCUGGGACAACUAUCUCCUUUUUCAAUCACUAAGGGAACAGAAUUAUAUCAUGUCCCCAGGUGCAAGGUUUGGGGGCAAAUAUAUAGCAUAUCCCGGUGAUCCUCUCAACUACCAUUCACACAUGACCGUCCGCAAUGCUCUAGAUUACUAUAACGAACCAAUUGAUAUGUUAGAAUUGGCAUGCGGUGCAAGAUUAGGAACGACAGUGAAAAAACUUUGGGUCAUAGGUGGUGUAAAGCAUGGGAACCGAGAGAAAAGCGACAGGACUGUACAAAAUCUCCUCCUGAAUAAGGAGGAUGACGUCUCAUUCUUUUCUGUUGAGUGGGCAGGAUUUGGAUAG
Kazachstania africana CBS 2517 is the source of this 903-nucleotide messenger RNA. RefSeq names its product tRNA splicing endonuclease subunit SEN34 (gene SEN34). The record is from RefSeq and is a predicted model, not a curated record. Gene Ontology annotation, molecular function: nucleic acid binding; tRNA-intron lyase activity. Gene Ontology annotation, biological process: tRNA splicing, via endonucleolytic cleavage and ligation; tRNA-type intron splice site recognition and cleavage. The coding region runs from base 1 to 903 and encodes 300 amino acids. Lineage: Eukaryota; Fungi; Ascomycota; Saccharomycetes; Saccharomycetales; Saccharomycetaceae. The transcript has a single exon. Gene Ontology annotation, cellular component: tRNA-intron endonuclease complex.